Molecule: messenger RNA, 666 nt
Organism: Helobdella robusta
Lineage: Eukaryota; Metazoa; Annelida; Clitellata; Rhynchobdellida; Glossiphoniidae
Exons: 6
Coding region: 1-666 (221 amino acids)
Biological process (GO): motile cilium assembly; axonemal dynein complex assembly
Source: RefSeq, a predicted model, not a curated record
AUGGUAUCAAUGAGAGGAUAUUGGGGAGAUAUCAUAUUGAGUCCCUACGUAUCCUUCGCCAUCCAAUCCGAUAAUAAAGAAUUCUUUCUACGGCGUAAUAAUAAGCUCGUUAAGACGAGCCAAGAGGUGGCACAGUACAACACUGAAGAGAUUAUAAAUAUGAUCUUCAAAAAGUCCUCCAAUGUUAACAACUGCUGUGAAGGCGGGGAAGAUGAUGGAGGGAAGAAAGAUGGAGAUGAUGGAAGGAAUGAGGAUGAUGACGCUGCCCAUGAAAGUAAACACUACAAUGGCAACGACGACGAUGGUUUUCACAAGCUUGAUAACGUCAGAAUAAAUUUUCUUCCGACAAGCAUCAUGGAGAAGAUUCAUGAUAAAUCGAAAUUUCAAGAACUGUUCCACGUCGUUUAUGUCGGCACAAGUCAUUGGGAUUGUAUAAAUGAGAAUUUGGCGUCAAUUAUGAAGUCGCCGUGCAACAUCUACGUUGAAACCUGCAAAUUCCUGCUAGAUUUGAAAGUUGAUCAGAUGAAAUCGCUGAACGAUAACGUAAAUAAUCUUUUGGCGAAAGUUCACUGUAAGGGCAAAGAUAUGGACGCCAACGAUGCACAUGCACACUACACAUACGCCAUACAAACCUCACCAACCAACCUUUCCAACCCAUCCAAUUAA